AUGGAAGGCGCGAUCCACUCUCCUCGCCCCAUCAUCGGCGUCCACUAUCCAUCGAAGAGUCUCGCCUUCCCAGUCCCCCUUCCCCACAGAUGGCCGGCGAACCCAUCGCCACCGUGCCAUCGGGGCCUGAAUCCGUGGCCGAGGCCGACCGUCUCCUGGCGCUGGCCGAGUCGGAGCUCUCCACGGGCAGGCACGCCCUUCGCGCGCAGGUACGCCCUCCGCGCCACCCGCCUGUACCUGACCUCCCCGCGCGCCCCAGUGGUGGCCACCGCCGCCAACGUGCUCCUCGCCGACGCCUCCUCCCACCACGCCGCGCUGCUGCUGCCCGAGCCCGACGACCCCGACGCCUCGCCGCUCUCCGUCUCCGAGCUCUGCCGCCACUUCAAGUCGCUCAUCAAGUCCCUCCGCGUCGGCCUCGACGCCACCACCGCAGCCGCCUACCCCUCCGUUGCUGCCGCCGCCGAGGAGGCACUCGACCGCGCCACCAAGGCCUACGAGGCGCUCACCGCUCCUGCCCCUGCUCUGGAAAUUGCUGAUCAAUUAAUUAUGGGGGGAAGCGUCUCUACUUCCUUCUCGGUUGGUCAAGGUAUCCCCUUCCUGUGUCCUCUCUCCUCUGUGUAG
Zea mays is the source of this 621-nucleotide messenger RNA. RefSeq lists its product as uncharacterized. Bases 1 to 621 code for a protein of 206 amino acids. The transcript has 2 exons. NCBI's taxonomy places the organism in Eukaryota, Viridiplantae, Streptophyta, Magnoliopsida, Poales, Poaceae. The record is from RefSeq and is a predicted model, not a curated record.